GUUUUUUUUUUUGUUUGUUUUUUUAAAGGAAUUAUAGCUAAGAAAAAGCACAAUGGAGUUUUACGAGUCCACCUACUUUAUCAUCCUCAUCCCUAGCGUGGUCAUUACAGUCAUCUUCCUCUUCUUCUAUCUUUUCAUGAAAGAGACUUUAUACGAUGAGGUCCUGGCCAAACAGAAAAGGGACCUGAAGUUCCAACCCACCAAGGCCGACAAAAAGAAAACCGAGAAGAAGAAGAACAAGAAGAAAGAAGCCCAGAACGGCAACAUCCACGAGUCCGACUCUGAGAGCGCCCCUCGGGACUUUAAGCUGUCUGAUGCCCUGGGCACGGAGGAGGAGCAGGUGCCCCCCGUUCCCUCAGGCACGGCCGAGGCGCCCGCCGGCGUCCGGGAACGGAAGAAGAAGGAGAAGAAGCACAAGGCCGGUCAGGAUGAUCACGUAACUAAGGACUCGGAAGGAUCCAAGUCUUCAGGCAAGAAAGUAGAUCCAGUCCCUGUUACAAAACAGCCCACUCCACCAUCCGAACCAACAGCAGCUAAGAAGAAGCCUGGGCAGAAGAAGCAGAAAAAUGGAAUGGAUGAUCAAGAUAGUAAGGCUGAUUCUGUUGUGCCUCCUGCCAAAAAGCAAGAACCUGUGCUGCUCCACCAGGAGAUAAAGCAAGAAAAUGUGUCGGGGAAGAAGAAAGUCUCUGCAAAGAAGCAGAAAGUUGAUAAUGUUUUGGUGGAUGAACCUCUUAUUCAACCAACUACUUAUAUUCCUUUGAUGGACAAUUCUGACUCUGGCACUUUGGAAAAGCGAGAAGCGGUUGAAGUAGUAAAACACAACGUGAAUGAGGGAAUCCAGAAGAGCAGUGGCAAGAAACUGAAGAAUGAAACAGAUAAAGAGAAUGCUGAAGUAAAAUUUAAAGACUUCGUGACGUCCAUGAAGAACAUGAUCUUCACCGAGGACGAGGCCCGUUGCGUGGUGGAGGUGCUGAAGGAAAAAUCCGGUGCAAUCCACGACUUCUUGCAAAAGGCCAGCAAGGCUGAGUCGGCUGCAGCUCUCCAUCAGCUCCAGGACAAAGAGAAGAUGCUCAAUGCCAUGAAGGAGGAGGCAGCUGUUGCAAAGGAGCAGUGCAAGCAGCUCUCCCAGGAGCUGGUUGCAGAGAAGGAGAGGAACGGUUUGCUCACGGCGAAAAUGCGAGAGCGCAUCAACACUCUGGAAAAGGAGCACAACACUUUCCAGAGCAAAAUACACGUGAGCUACCAAGAAUCUCAGCAGAUGAAGAUCAAGUUCCAGCAGCUCCGUGAGCAGAUGGAGGCAGAAAUCAGCCACCUGAAGCAGGAAAACGGGAUCCUGAGAGAUGCUGUCAGCACUUCCACCAACCAAAUGGAGAGCAAGCAGUCGGCCGAGCUGAACAAGCUGCGCCAGGACUACGCGAGGCUGAUGAACGAGCUGGGGGAGAAGAGCAGCAAGUUGCAGCAAGAGGAGCUCCAGAAGAAGAAUGCAGAGCAGGCAGUGGCUCAGCUAAAGGUCCAGCAGCAGGAAGCAGAGAGAAGAUGGGAAGAAAUCCAGGCUUACCUCAGGAAAAGAACGGCAGAACACGAAGCAGCACAACAAGAUGUGCAGAAUAAGCUUGUGGCCAAAGACAAUGAAAUCCAGAGCUUGCACAGUAAACUUACUGAUACAAUGGUGUCAAAACAGCAGCUGGAGCAGAGGAUGCUGCAGUUAUUGGAGGCUGAGCAAAAGAGAGCUUCUGAGGAGGACUCCAUGCAAAUGCAGGUGCAGGAGCUGAUAGAGCAGAAUGAUGCUUUGAAUGCUCAGCUUCAGAAGUUUCAUUCACAAAUGGCAGCCCAGACUUCAGCUUCAGUCCUGGCAGAAGAACUCCACAAAGUGAUUGCAGAGAAGGACAAACAGAUCAAGCAGAUGGAGGACUCAUUAGGCAAUGAACAUGCCAACCUAACCAGCAAGGAGGAAGAGCUCAAGGUCUUACAGAACAUGAACCUGUCCCUGAAAUCAGAGGUCCAGAAGUUGCAGGCUCUGACAAAUGAACAGGCUGCUGCUGCACAUGAGCUGGAAAGGAUGCAGAAAAGCAUUCACGUCAAAGAUGACAAAAUAAGAAGUCUUGAAGAUCAGCUUCGAGAAGAACUUGCCCAGAUUUCAAACACAAAAGAAGAAUUCAAGGUUCUCAAGGAUCAAAACACAUCUCUGCAAGCUGAGGUUCAGAAGCUGCAGACUCUCCUGUCUGAGCAGACAAACAAAGACUUGAUAGAGCAGAUGGAAAAAAGCAUGAGAGAGAGGGAUGAGAAAAUCAAGACAGUUGAAGAGCUGCUGGAGGCAGGACUCAUACAGGUGGCUAAUAAAGAGGAGGAGCUCAAGGCACUGAGAACGGAAAAUUCAUCCCUGAGAAAAGAACUUCAAAGUCUGCAGAUUCAGCAAUCGGAGCAGGUUUCCUUCCAAUCACUGGUGGAGGAACUCCAGAAAGUGAUCCACGAGAAGGACGGAAAGAUAAAAUCAGUGGAAGAACUCCUGCAAGCUGAAGUCCUAAAAGUGGCAAGCAAGGAGAAGACUGUUCAGGCUUUGACACAGGAAAUAGAGGCUCUGAAAGAAGAAGUAGGAAAUUCCCAGCUUGAGAUGGAGAAACAGGUGUCGAUUACAUCACAAGUCAAAGAACUUCAAACUCUGCUGAAGGGGAAGGAAAAGCAGGUGAAAACCAUGGAGGCCUUAUUGGAAGAGAAGGAGAAAGAGAUUGUUAAAAAAGGAGAAUGUCUGCAGGGUCAGAAGGAUACAAUUGCACAAUUAACCAGUAAAGUUCAGGAGUUAGAACAACAGAACCUGCAACAGCUCCAACAGGUACCAGCUGCAUCCCAAAUCCAGGACCUGCAGAGCAUGUUGAAAGGGGAAGAAGAACAAAUGAAGAAGUUGAAAGCUGUGGUGGAAGAAAAAGAGAGAGAAAUUGCAAACCAAGUAAAGCAGUUGCAGGAGGUGCAGAAAGAAAAUGAAUCUUUUAAAGCUCAAAUACAAGAAUUAAAGCAGGAGAACUGCAAACAGGCAUCCCUGGCUGUCCAGAGCGAGGAGCUUCUCCAAGUGGUUGCAGGCAAAGAGAAGGAAAUCGCCAGCCUCCAAAACGAGCUCGCCUCUCAGAGAAACGCCUUUGAGCAGCAGAGGAAAAAGAACAACGACCUUCGGGAGAAAAACUGGGAAGCAAUGGAAGCAUUGGCAUCAACUGAAAAAUUGCUGCAGGACAAAGUGAACAAGACUGCCAAGGAGAAGCAGCAGCAUUUGGAAGCUGCCGAGGUGGAGACACGUGAACUCCUCCAGAAGCUGUUCCCUAAAGUCUCUCUUCCUUCUAAUGUGGUAAGAGAAAAACGUGUUUGCAUCUUUGAAAAGUGCCUCGUGGAACGUGACUCCUGUGGUCCUUUUUUUUUUCCCUUUGCCCAGGCUAUGGAGCAGAAGUUGAAGGAGGCUGAGGAAAUGCACAUCCUGCUGCAGCUGGAGUGUGAGAAAUACAAAUCUGUCCUGGCAGAGACGGAGGGGAUUUUACAAAGGCUACAGAGGAGUGUGGAAGAGGAAGAAAGCAAAUGGAAGAUAAAAGUUGAAGAAUCACAGAAGGAGCUUAAACAGAUGAAAACUUCAGUCACUUCUUUGGAGCACGAGGUGGAGAGGUUAAAGGAAGAAAUCAAAGAAGUUGAAACUCUUAAAAAAGAGAGAGAACAUUUGGAAAGUGAACUAGAAAAGGCAGAGAUAGAACGAUCCACUUAUGUUUCAGAAGUCAGAGAGCUCAAAGAUCUCUUGACUGAAUUGCAGAAAAAACUUGAUGAUUCAUAUUCUGAAGCAGUAAGACAGAAUGAAGAGUUAAAUUUGCUGAAAACGCAGCUAAACGAAACACUAUCCAAACUCAAGGUUGAUCAAAACGAGAGACAGAAGGUGGCUGGCGACUUGCCCAAGGCCCAGGAGUCUUUGGCAGCCCUUGAGAGAGAAAUUGGAAAAGUUUUUGGGGAUGCCAACGUUAUUGAAAACAGCGACGUUUGCACAGAGUCGGAAUUGACUGAUAAAAGACUAAAUGUGGCGGUGAAUCUUAACCAGGAUGUAGGUCAUCUCAAGAAGCUGCUCGUGUCAAUAAGCCAAAUGCUGGCAAAGGGAUGAGAACACUACCAGAGGGCAGAGUGAAGUCACGGGGGAAUCGUUAAUUUGAGGAUAGCAGAAGGCAUUGUAUUAUAUUUUGCCAAAUUAAAGCCUUAUUUAUGUUUUCACCCUUUCUACUUCGUCAGAAACACUGAACAGAGUUUUGUCUUUUCUAAUCCUUGUUAGACUACUGAUUUAAAGAAAAAAAAAACCCAACUCUGUAGACACCUCCAGAGUUUAGUUUUAUAAUAAAAACAAACCUGUUUGGAUAAUUAGACCUUUACAUUCCUGGAGAGACAGUAAACACAUAAUCUUUUGUCUUAUUUUGCUCAAUAAAACUUGUUCAGAAAACUCCAACGUGGUAAAGUCACCAGUGGGAUAUGACAUUUUAAUACUGAUGUUGUACACUGUUUUACUUAAUUACAUUUUUGGGAUUAGCUGCCUCUGACUUCAACCUCAAG
Molecule: messenger RNA, 4563 nt
Organism: Empidonax traillii (willow flycatcher)
Lineage: Eukaryota; Metazoa; Chordata; Aves; Passeriformes; Tyrannidae
Gene: KTN1
Product: kinectin 1
Exons: 43
Coding region: 53-4123 (1356 amino acids)
Biological process (GO): protein transport; microtubule-based movement
Cellular component (GO): endoplasmic reticulum membrane
Molecular function (GO): kinesin binding
Source: RefSeq, a predicted model, not a curated record